ACUUAAACGUUUCUCAGAUGAUACUGAAAAUGCCUCUGCUUGACCUUCGUGAAGAAGACCUUCAGCGCGGUGACUUGGUCCUCGUGGAUGGAAUGCCAUUAAUGGUUUCAUGGACAGAGACCUGGGAAAAAGUGAAGCAGUUUCAGGCCGCCAGUGGUGACCUUCUCAUUGCAACAUACCCUAAAGCAGGUACCACGUGGAUUCAAGAGAUUGUGGACAAUGUGUUGAAUGCUGACAACCUGAACAAGUGCCACAGAAGCCCCACUCAUGACAGGAUGCCUUUCUUAGAGUUUGUGUUGCCCAGGAAUAUAAUUUCAGGAGUUGAUCAGCUGGCUGCAAUGAAACCUCCCAGAGUUAUAAAAACACAUCUGCCGUUUCAUCUGGUUCCCAAGUCCUUUUGGGAGAAAAACUGCAAGACCAUCUAUGUCGCCAGGAAUCCAAAAGACAAUCUGGUGUCUUACUAUCAUUUCAGUCGCAUGUGCAAGACAAUGCCCGAACCCGGAACCUGGGAACAGUUUUUCCAGACUUUCUUAUCAGGAAAUGUUGCUUGGGGCUCAUGGUAUGAACAUGUGAAAGGCUGGUGGAAUGAAAGGAACAAACAGCAAAUCCUGUACCUUUUCUAUGAAGACAUAAAAGAGGAUCCUGGACGCGAGAUAAGGAAACUGCUGAAGUUCCUGGGAAAAGAGUUUUUGAGCGAAGAGACAGUUGAAGAAAUAGUGUGGCGCACGUCAUUUGAUGUGAUGAAAGAGAACCCAGAUGCCAAUUACAGCAGCCUCCAGAGCAUUUUUGACAAAAGUAUUUCUCCUUUCAUGAGGAAAGGUACAGUUGGAGACUGGAAAUCUCAUUUCACUGUUAGUCAAAAUGAAAUGUUUGAUGAGGACUACAGACAAAAAAUGGCCGACACAGAUCUGCGGUUUCGCUUCCUGCUUCAGCGAAGACAGGAUGCCUGAGAAAUAUGAAAAAAUGAAGCAGGAGGAAAGAAAAGAGUCCCAUCCAAAAAAUAAAAAGAAAGGAAAAUCAGGUGGGCAGCGUGUUUCUGCAGGGGUGCACAAAAACAAUAGAUGCUAUAAAUAAUCUGGAGAUAUUCCACAAAAUGUAUAGGAAGUAUCUAUAUACUUUUACUUGCUUUCCACAAUUUCUUAUGCUGUUAAAAAUGCAAAUGCAAAGUGAAUGUGAUGUGCCUUAGCAUUAACUAUCAUUUA
This is a messenger RNA of Protopterus annectens (West African lungfish), 1202 nucleotides long. Its product is annotated as sulfotransferase 1C4-like. The transcript has 7 exons. Gene Ontology annotation, biological process: sulfation. Gene Ontology annotation, cellular component: cytoplasm. The coding region runs from base 18 to 950 and encodes 310 amino acids. Gene Ontology annotation, molecular function: sulfotransferase activity. The record is from RefSeq and is a predicted model, not a curated record. NCBI's taxonomy places the organism in Eukaryota, Metazoa, Chordata, Ceratodontiformes, Protopteridae.